Molecule: messenger RNA, 1422 nt
Organism: Rhizoctonia solani
Lineage: Eukaryota; Fungi; Basidiomycota; Agaricomycetes; Cantharellales; Ceratobasidiaceae
Product: Ecl1 domain protein
Exons: 6
Coding region: 1-1422 (473 amino acids)
Source: RefSeq, a predicted model, not a curated record
AUGACCUCGUUCUUAUCUAUCCCUCCCGAGCUCCUGAUCGAGGUUCUGUUGAACGUUGAAGAACCUUGGGCGAUUCAUCACACUAAUAGAUUGUUACUGACAAUCUCAGAGGAUGAGCAUUACUUGUAUCUCCGAGACAUCAGACUCCCGCCUUCGCUCGUCAUUUGGAACGCGAUAAGACGACGCGGGGUGGGCUUGUCGCCUGAAUACUUACAACGUCUAAUCGACGGAGGAGCCCUUGUGCCUUUCUCCUUUGCCCAGCUUCUCACCAAUCCCCGCAUUCCUCGCCCCGCUCCCGCACGCGCCUUGCAUAAACUACUCCAAUCUCUUCAACCAAUGACCAAAGCACUUCUCGUCGGUGCACACAUGAAACCAAUCACAGCCGCUCUGACACACGACGACGACCAGCGGGUGUUCGAGGCAUUGUUUGGAGCCCCGACCGUUAGGAACGUACGGGGAGCGGCCAAAGCCUUGUUCGAUCACCGAGCUUUUGUUCCAUAUUCGUUGGGCGACGAGACAGACGUAGGGAGUCUGCAUGGAGCGUUCACUUCGGCUUUCGAAUCGUAUGCCAAGGGGAACGAAUCGCCGCUCGAUGCGCUGUUGGAAUCGGAGACGGUGUGCACACUCAUCAAGACGGACGAACGGGACCUCAAGUCUCAUGUUCUCGUCGAGGCCUUUGCGAUCGUUGGAUCCGAGCUGGGUUCGAGGCUCCUGAGGCAUGAUGCGUUCUGGCGGCCGAGGGUGAACAUUGUGGAAGCAUUGCUCAGACUUAACUCAUCCGAAGCUAGUCUUGCGCGAUUUAUGGAAAUUGCUACGACCCGAUCUACUCCGUUCCCUCCGACAAACGGAAGGAUGUCCGGGUUAGACUAUACGCCUGAGGCCAUCAUGCAUGCCCUUUCGUCGAAACUUUCACAAAAAAUCUCGCCCGAAUGGUUCAUCAAGCACCACAAAUCUCUCGGUCGGAUAUAUUCCUACUUCACAUCCUUUAACCCGUCCUUGUGCGACCAACUUGACUCGCUAGCACAAACAACACUAGAAAAUGUCUUUCGACCCAGUGCUGUUAGUGAGCACCACGAUUCGUCGAUGCUUUGGUCGUUCUAUUCGCAGUUUGGAGGCAGCACAAAGGAAAAUAUUGUACGUGAAGUGAGGGGAAAGGUCAAAGAAUUGGUUUACGGCAACCCGCACCCACCGUAUACAUUCUCCGAAUGGGGUGCGUGCCUUUACCUGAUCGCUCAAUUGGACGUGGAGGCUAGGGAGAAGAUCUUGUCCGGCUUGAUAAAUUCUAAACACAUUGGAAACACACAGGCGCAGACGAUAGAAGUUGGGCUGGCGGCUGAUGAGGAAGGCGCAUUGUGGUUGGGGGAGGCAAAGAAACGCAUGCAACGUUUCGGUAUACCGCUUGUAAUGUUUGGAUUAGCUUGA